This is a messenger RNA of Haliotis rubra (blacklip abalone), 3057 nucleotides long. RefSeq names its product E3 ubiquitin-protein ligase ZSWIM2-like. The transcript is spliced from 13 exons. The coding region runs from base 100 to 2184 and encodes 694 amino acids. Lineage: Eukaryota; Metazoa; Mollusca; Gastropoda; Lepetellida; Haliotidae. Gene Ontology annotation, molecular function: zinc ion binding; ubiquitin protein ligase activity. The record is from RefSeq and is a predicted model, not a curated record.
CUUCUAAACAACAUGGCGGCGAUCAUAACACCGCAAGUAGAAUUGGAUCAGAAAUGCAUUGAAAGGCUUGGAGAAUGAUACAGAAGCUGAUAUCUGAAGAUGUCACGGAGUGUUCCUUGGCGUCGGGCAUUGUCCGAUGCCUGUUGCUGGCACCAGGCCGAAGCCCAAAAUGCAACUAUUUACAUCCUGCGAGAGACAGGACCAACAGGAUUUCUUUUGAAAGAAGAAGGAGAAAGCAAGAACUUCAAGGUGUUCCUGGGAGACCCUCACAGCUGUACUUGUCCUGUGUUCAAGAAGGAGAAGGAUCUGUGUAAACACAUAUCAUGGCUGCUUCUCAAGAAGUUCCGGGUCCCGAAAGAGAAUCCAGUCACCUGGCAACUUGGACUUGUGGAGAGAGAGAUCAACGAGAUACUGCGAGGGCACAUGUCACCACGGAGAAACCAGACCAAGAAGCCAACAUCCAGAAACACAACGGCAGAUGCAGAUGGGAGGACGGCAGUGCAGCAGAGAGACAUCGACAAGGAGGAUGUUUGUCCAAUAUGCCAGGAGGAACUACUUGAUAAACGCCUCCCAGUCACUUAUUGCAAGUUCGGAUGCGGGAACAGUGUCCACAUCAAGUGUAUGAAGAUCUGGGCCGAGCAUCAGCAGGGUGUCGGGGAGAAGAACAUUAAGUGUCCCAUGUGUCGGGAAGACUUCGGACCCUUCAAUCUUCUCAAACUGGAGAUGCGGAAUGCUGCAGACAAGCAGGAUGCAGCAGGGAGGAUGAACAGACAUGUUGGAACCUGCUGCAGGAGCUGCCAUAUUGCUCCCAUCGAGGGCAAGUGCUACAGGUGCACACACUGUACUGAGUAUUAUCUGUGUCAGUCCUGCUUCAACACACCAACACACACACAGCAUUCCUUCGAAUAUAGACAUAAAAGAAACCAGAGAUGGCGUCCAGCUGAGCGUAUGUUUGGUGCUUCAGUUCCACGGGCCGUGGCCACAGACAUGAUGAACAGAGAGCUGUCCGCCACCGACUAUGACAUGCUGCUACAGCUGGACAAUACUCAGCACGCCAGCAUGACAAGCGACAUGCCAGAAGAAGUGGUCAACACUCUUCCCCUGGAACGUGUCAGAGAACGCAGCAACCUCCUUGCCCCUGGAUCACAGUGUCGCGUGUGUCUCCGCUGCUUUGAGCCAGGGCAAUAUGUGCGCAAACUACCCUGUAAACAUAAGUUUCACAAAGACUGCAUUGACAACUGGCUGCUCCACUCACGGCCGACAUGUCCAGCUGAUGGGCUGACUGUCUGGAGCCCUGCCACAGGUCUGGCGGAUCAGAUCGGAGCACCACGAACAUUGCAGUCCAGACGUCCAUCUGAUGCCUCGCUACCAAGCGAGUCCGCUUCUUCAAGGGGGAUAACUCUGGAGAUCCCAGGAGUAGGUCUAGCAUCUCUUGGCCAGGGUUCAGUCGGGAGGCAGGACCCUGGUGGGCUGGUGCGUCGGCCUGUGCGUAACACAGCUGUACCCCACCGCCCCCCAUCCAGCAUGGAACUAGCAGGGGUCGCAUUGGGUGCGGAGGGGGAGAGAUUAGACUCCCAUCACCUAGAGAUGGAGAACACAUUACCAGGCUCACGACUCCUCCAACGAGCCAUGCAGCAUCGGAACGACCUCGUACACCAGCUGGCUCACAUGCAGGCCGGGGAGUCAGGGGCGUCGCAGCCACUACCCACAGCACAGAUUGACCUGGGAGAUGUACUGAGGGCAGCGGGGAGUAACAGUGCCCCACCAGUAGUGGAACGGAAACCACCCACAGGGUCACAGACACAAGCCAGGGGAGCUGGAGUGGAUGCUGCAGAGAGGCGUGGCCGUGGUAGACAUCGCACUAACCAAAUAGAUGGUGCUUCCUUUCGACACAGAUCAUCAAGUCGAGAGCGGAAUAGUUCACAAGACCGACAGAACCUGUUACGAAGCAUACAGGCAUUUCAAGGUUUGUACCUUGGGAAUAACCCUCGUAUCAACCCACCACAAGGGGAGACAACUGGAAACUCUCAGCGCCAACCAGCAAACCCAUACAGAAGAAACACAUCCUUGUCCUCUAGGUCAAAGAGGAACCCACAGCUGUCGGAACAGGCACAGAGAACUGUUGAUAUUGUAAUGGAAGGGAGCCAUAUAGACAGCCUCACUCUCAGGGACAUCCUUCGCUGAUGCCAGUCUUGUGGAAGAUGGCAGCACAUUUUCAGGAAGUCUAACAGUAAUGUGAUUUACCGAUUUUAGUUUAAUUGAGAUAUGUUUGUAGUUGGAGACGUAUUGGUGUAACAUAUGAGAUUAUUUCUUUGCUUUGUAUUUACUUUUUAAUUAUAUUAUUUUUCCUUAUCCUCACUCAUGCUUUUUGCUUAUCUCCGUUUUCAUUCGACGGUCAGUGGAAAUUUUGAAUCCUAUUCAAUUCCCUGAAGCGAUCAUACAAUCACUCACCCUGAGUUGCCUCCCUUGUCCCCGAAUAAAUUGUCCCAUGUGCCCUGAGCCAAGCUGUUAUCACUCUCUCCGUAAUUAAAGCCUGCAUUGUGACUUACAGGGAAGCCCUUAAUGCUGAGAAAGUUUAUCUCAUGAGGAGGGUGUGGGUUCGAAUCCCGGAUGGGACUCAACCCAGCAAAAGUACAAGAAUCUGUACUUUACGAAGAAAGUGUAAUCCCAGAUAUAACAUGUGUUACCACAUGAGUACUAUGGAAGUAUUCCUUAUGGAGUGGGUUUCAAGAGAAUAUUAUCCCACUCAGAAACAAGAGAGCAGUCUGUUUUAUUUGUAGCAGGGUAUGAGGGAGUUUUUCUCCUGCUCAGAAAUUAUUUAAUUCCCAGGGAAAAUUUGUAAACCAUACAUUAUAUUUUAUUAAGAUCAUGUGAGCCAGUCAGAUCGAGAUUCUAACAUGGAGGUAAGAUAAUGUCCGUUUGUCUCAUUAUAUUCACUACAGAUUAGGGCUGGGACGGAUCGAAAUUUUCUACCCGUGUACCCCACCUUCUGUUACCCUACCCUUCCCUGAUACCCGUUAUGUUAAUUCCUGACAUCAAAUUUGUAAGAAAUGACAA